Molecule: messenger RNA, 429 nt
Organism: Drosophila takahashii
Lineage: Eukaryota; Metazoa; Arthropoda; Insecta; Diptera; Drosophilidae
Product: protein new-glue 3
Source: RefSeq, a predicted model, not a curated record
AUGCUAUCGAUUGGUACGACUUUUUGGGUACGCAAUGGUGUAGUUCGGCUCGGUCCAGUGGCUGGUGGAAUCAGAAUCUCGAGCCCAGUCAAAAGAGAAGUCGGAAUGCGUCCUAUUCUUUUGCUAUCCCUGGUGGUCCUGGCCACUCUGGUUGUCCUGUCAACGCAGGCAACCACAUCCACUGCAACCACCGCCGCCACCACAACGACCACUACCACAACCACUACCACCACCACGGCUUCCUCAACCACCACCACAACCACCGAGAAGACCAAGAAGAAGAACCGCCUCCGCGAGGAGCGCAGGCGCAGACUCCGCAGAGAACGAAGAAUCGAAAGAGCAGAAAGGAACCGCAGGAACCGCGACAGAGAUGGCGUUCGUAUCGUGAGGCGUUACCAUGUUCGGGAGCGCCGGUACAGACGUUACUAG